Molecule: messenger RNA, 1251 nt
Organism: Neltuma alba
Lineage: Eukaryota; Viridiplantae; Streptophyta; Magnoliopsida; Fabales; Fabaceae
Product: plasmodesmata-located protein 3-like
Exons: 2
Coding region: 129-1013 (294 amino acids)
Biological process (GO): plasmodesmata-mediated intercellular transport; transport of virus in multicellular host
Cellular component (GO): plasmodesma
Source: RefSeq, a predicted model, not a curated record
CCAAAAAAACUCCAGUGACGCCCCCCAAAAUGGCCAGUAACAGAGCCUGAGAAGCUCCCAAACAAUCGAGCCUCUCCCAAAACCCAUGGACUAACACAACUUUUUCGUUUUUCCCCUCAAAUUCCCAAAUGGGUAUGAUCAGAAUAUGUUGUCCUCUCCCCUCUCCUCUUCUCAUCAGUGUUUUCUUGCUCCUCCUUCUUUAUCUCACUUCGGCUGCAGAUAACACAAACUUGGUGUACAAGGGAUGUGCAGAACAAAAACUUCAAGACCCAUCGGGGAUUUACUCGCAGAACCUCCAAGCUCUCAUGACUUCCCUGGUAGGCCAAUCUGGGCAAAAGCCUUUCUCCUCUACAACAUCCGGUGAUAACCAGAACGCAAUCAUGGGUCUGUACCAAUGCAGAGGAGAUCUCACAAACUCCGAUUGCUACAACUGUGUCAGCAAGAUUCCAGACUUGCUCGACAAGCUAUGUGGGAAAGUGGCAGCAGCUAGGAUCCAGCUUGUUGGGUGUAGUAUGAGGUACGAGAUUGUUGGCUUCAAACAAAUCCCUGAGACUCAAUUGCUUUACAAGGUUUGUGGAAAGAAGGCGAAGGGAGAUGGGUUAGAGCAGAGGAGGGAAGCAGCGUUUGGUAUGGUGGAAAGUGGAGUGAAAAGUGGUUCGAACCUGUUUUACACAGGAAGCUACCAGUCCUUGUAUGUAUUGGGGCAGUGUGAGGGCGAUUUAGCUAGUUCCGAUUGUGGAGAUUGUGUGAAAAGUGCAGAGGAUCAAGCCAGGGUUCAGUGUGGCAACUCCAUUUCUGCCCAAAUUUAUCUGCACAGAUGCUUUAUCAGUUACAGCUUUUACCCCAAUGGAGUCCCAAGCAGAUCAUCUUAUUCGUCUGGAUCAGGGACGGGACAACAACACACACAGAAGACAGUGGCUCUCGCAGUGGGAGGUUUUGCAGCUGUGGGCUUCUUAAUUGCCUGUUUGUUAUUUGUCAAGUCAGUGUUCAAGAAAAGAAGCACCAAGUACUGACGCUGAGUUUCACUGUGCAUAUUCUACUUCUCAACAUAUCAUAUGAGUAUACUUUAGAGCCUUUUUGUGUAAUUCUAGAUCAAAACACAAAAUCUUACAGUUUCCAAUUGGCAGAUCUUCUUCGAGCCACUUGUAAAAAGAAAGUGAACUGUCAUGUUUUGUAAGUUGGAUUUGACAGAUUAUAGUGUAUUAAGGGGUGGGUGAUGAAUAAUGAAGAUCAUUGAAUAGUUCAGGAAAA